AUGCUUCAGCCUCGAUUAAUUGUUGUAACUGAUCCGAGGACUGACCAUCAAGCAAUCAAGGAAGCUUCUUAUGUUAAUAUUCCCGUUAUUGCAUUAUCUGAUACAGAUUCUCCUCUUCGUUUUGUCGAUGUUGCGAUCCCUACCAACAACAAGGCUAAGCAUUCAAUUGGUUUAAUCUAUUGGUUGUUGGCUCGUGAAGUACUUCGUCUUCGCGGCACCAUUACAAGAGAUGGUCCAUGGGAUGUAAUGGUUGAUAUGUUCUUCUACCGUGAUCCAGAAGAAGCAGAGAAAGAAGCCGAGACUACUACUACACCGGAAAAAAUUGUUGCACCAUUUGAAACUCCUUGGGAGCAACAAGAAAUGCCUAGUGAUUGGGAUGCGACUGGCACAACAGCACCUGGUGGUGUUAACCCUGUUGUUGCCAUGGUUGCUACUGCUAAUCCAACAAACGUCGGAGAUUCAAAUUGGGAUACGCAAGAGGUGGAAGGUCCCGGUUGGGGCGACUUUACAGAGCCUGGUCCUGGUUUUACCGAACCUACUGAAACAACGUUCGAAACUACUACUACUUUUGGCGAUUCUAGUGGUAAUUGGGCGGAUGAAACAACUGAAAAUGUCAAUCCAGAUCUUUGUUUCAUAAGUAAAACAAGAAGAAAAGAAACAAAAAUAGCAAAAGGAGAAGCUAAAGAAACAGAAAAAGCUAAAGAAAUCAACAAAGAAAAAGAAGCAGAAGAAGCUAAAGAAAUCAACAAAAAAAAAGCAGAAAAAGCUAAAGAAGCUUAA
Racocetra persica is the source of this 780-nucleotide messenger RNA. The record is from the annotation of a GenBank genome assembly. Lineage: Eukaryota; Fungi; Glomeromycota; Glomeromycetes; Diversisporales; Gigasporaceae.